CAAAGUCAACAUAAUUUUAUUUCUUGUCACUGUCACUUGCAAUAGAUUACGUUUACGCUUUCAAGAUCCGGUGAUUCGGUCUUUCGGUGGAUACAAAGUUGCAGAACUUUUCUGGGGUAGAUAUCAAUUUUACUACAACUCGAAAUGAAACCUCGCGGUGGUGGUGGUGGCGAUGAUUUUGAAGAGCCAGAGCACACCAGAAAGCUUUUCAUAGGAGGCUUAGAUUACAGAACAACAGAUUCCUCGUUGAAGGAAUUUUAUGAGCAAUGGGGGGAAAUAGUUGAUGUGGUGGUGAUGAAGGACCCCCAAACAAAGAGAUCUCGAGGGUUUGGUUUCAUCACAUAUUCUCAUGCUCAUAUGGUAGAUGAUGCACAGAAGAACAGGCCACAUAAAAUUGAUGGAAGAGUGGUGGAACCAAAGCGAGCCGUUCCUAGAGAGGAAAUUAACAGGCCAGAUGCUAGUGCUACAGUAAAAAAGUUGUUUGUUGGUGGUUUGAAACAGGAUAUUGAGGAGGAGGACUUAAAAGAGUACUUCAGUUCAUAUGGCAGCAUUUUGUCUGUUAUUCUUGUGACUGAGAAGGACACUGGCAAGAAGAGAGGCUUUGGAUUUGUUGAGUUUGAUGACUAUGACCCUGUAGAUAGGAUAUGCUUACAACAAAAUCACAAAGUGAAAGGGCACAGGAUAGACGUGAAGAAGGCGUUAUCGAAGUCGGAGAUUGGUGGAGGGGGCGGAGGCGACCGGGGCAGUGGUGGCAGCCGGCGAGGGGGCCGGGGUGGCUGGGGCAACCGACAGGGCAACCAGGAUUGGGGCAACUCUGGAUACAACCAAGGCGGUUGGAACAACCAGUCGAAUCCAUGGGAGAAUUCCGGUGGCAAUUGGAACCAAGGUUACGGAAAUCAGGGUGGAUGGAAUCAGGGCGGCGAUAACUUUGGCAGCGGAUACCAACAGGAUUUUGGUGGCGGUCCAAUGCGACCCAAUUUCAAUGCGCAGAGACAGCAGCCGUAUGGCGGUGGUGGUUACAACACAAGCGGGGGCGGCGGUGCUAACUUCGGAAAUGCGCCCACUGGCAAUCCGCGAAGAUUUUAACCUACAGUCUUGUAUCAAGUUGCGCUUAGAUGAAACUAGGCAGGAAGUUAGUGUAGGACAAACGACAUGGUGUCAGGGCCGAGAGGAUCUGCAAUUUUAGGCAGGUUAAGGUUUGUGCAUAAGUGAGGAAUUUUUCACAGCACACAAAUCACAGUUUUUACAUGCUUCAAUUACACUGUCCAAUUAAUAAUUAAGUUUGACAUGAAGUCUUUUUACGUUUUUUUUUCUGUAAAAACUGUGCAUACGUUCCUAGGUAGUAAGGUAUAUAAUACAGAUGAGAUAGUGACCAUUUUUUGACAUUCCAAAACUUUACUGAUUGCUAGAUAUGGUAUUUUUAAUUUAUCUGAAAUGAAGUUUAAUAAGUCGUCUUGAGAUAUUGUCUAUGGUAUGUGUUUUAAUGUUAGGUUAAUGUAUUAUAAGAAAAGUUGAUGAUUCCUUUUAAUUACGAUUCAUUGUUACUCGGUUGUUUCAAAUUUUAUUUCACGUUAUUAUAAGAAUUUAUGUAGAAUAAGAUAUUCUGAUUGUUUGGUGUUGUGUGCAUUAUUAAAAUAAAAAAAAAACUGUGUUCCAUGGACUCUUCUACGCGUGAGUCACCGAUCGUGGAAAAGGCCAUGGUAAGUUAAUAUUUUGAUGGAAAUAAACGUACGCAAUAAAU
Messenger RNA from Zerene cesonia (dogface butterfly), 1741 nucleotides. Its product is annotated as heterogeneous nuclear ribonucleoprotein A1-like. Bases 145 to 1086 code for a protein of 313 amino acids. Gene Ontology annotation, molecular function: RNA binding. The transcript is spliced from 8 exons. The record is from RefSeq and is a predicted model, not a curated record. Lineage: Eukaryota; Metazoa; Arthropoda; Insecta; Lepidoptera; Pieridae.